GAGGGACGCUGUGACGUUCGUCCCACACACCCUGUCUUCACUAGUGGUCCAGCAGAGCACAACACACUGAGACAGAGAGACAGAGAGAGGGUGGAUGAGAGGGCAAGAAUAAGAAAAGAAGAAAGAAAAGAAGGAAGGCGUGCCAGGCUCUGAUACUUCCACAGAUUUUUUUUAAAAAAUCCAACUAAACAGUUUCACCAUUUUUGCUUUUUAUCAAGUAGCUUAAACAGGAUAAAAACUAAAGAUGCCUAACUUUGCAGGGACCUGGAAGAUGAAAAGCAGUGAAAAUUUCGAAGAGCUCCUCAAAGCCCUCGGGGUGAAUGCCAUGCUAAGGAAAGUGGCCUGUACUGCGGCGUCCAAGCCGUCAGUGGAAAUCCGUCAGAAUGGAGAACAGUUCUACAUCAAGACCUCGACCACCGUCAGAACCACGGAAAUCAACUUUCAGAUCGGACAGGAGUUCAAUGAGGAAACCGUGGACGGGCGGAAAUGCAAGAGCCUGGCCACAUGGGAGACGGAAAAUAAGAUCGCCUGCAGGCAGACACUGUUGGAUGGAAAUGGACCGAAGACAUACUGGACCCGAGAGCUGAGAGGGGAUGAGUUAAUCCUGACAUUUGGAGCCGAUGACGUGGUGUGCACAAGAAUUUAUGUGCGGGAAUGAGCUCCAUGAGAACCAGAUGAAGAAAUCAGUCAGCGCUCACAAGAGUGACACUUCAUUUCCACUUUACAUUACAGAACUUUUUGUACCAAUUUGUAGAAACUUGUGGAAUAGUUUUCUUACACAUAUUGGACCAGGAAAUGUAAUAGCAGUGACUCUUUAUACUGUACAUUGAUAGUAUUUGAUAUAGGGCAUGUAGACGAGUGUAAUACUAUGGAAGUGCUAUUCAUCCUA
Messenger RNA from Neoarius graeffei (lesser salmon catfish), 889 nucleotides. RefSeq names its product cellular retinoic acid binding protein 1b (gene crabp1b). The transcript has 4 exons. NCBI's taxonomy places the organism in Eukaryota, Metazoa, Chordata, Actinopteri, Siluriformes, Ariidae. The record is from RefSeq and is a predicted model, not a curated record. Gene Ontology annotation, cellular component: nucleus; cytosol. Gene Ontology annotation, molecular function: fatty acid binding. Gene Ontology annotation, biological process: fatty acid transport. The coding region runs from base 245 to 658 and encodes 137 amino acids.